AUGGAGCAACGCGGCGGUACCGGCAGCGCGGGCAGCAGCGGGCAGGCAGCGCCGCGUAGCGCCGCGCUCCGGCGCUGCAGGCAGCGGGCAGGGUCCUGGGCGCUCCUGCCCGCCCUCUGCCUGGCUCUGGCCCUGCCGUCCCCCGCCCGGGCGCUGCCGCCGCCCCCCCGCCACCGCCUGGCCGAGGGGCUGAGCCGCUCCCGGGAGCUGCUGGCGGCCGCCAACGCUUCCCUCCACCGGCUGAAGGAGCUCGGCACCCUGGGAUUUGAAUGUACCCUUGAAGAGGUUGAUCUGGAAGACAUCACUAAGAAUCAAACCAACACGAUAAAAGCUUGCACAUCUGAGGAUCCAGGGACUGGAAACUGUCCGGCACUGGAAAGAUCUACUUUUGAUACGAAUAAAUGCCUGCAGGGCAUCUAUGAGGAUCUGCAUGCCUACAGGGCAGAGCUGAAGAACUUCAAUGAUCAAAACAUGCUGGCAACUAUUGAUGAAAUGAUGAAAGCCCUGAAGACCAGCAGCAGGAGCGUGCCGCAGCCGUCGGCAGGCGCGGGGCUGACCUCCUUCAAGGAGAGGAUGAGGUUUUGCAGCAUCCUUCACGCCUUCCGAAUCCGCACGGUCACCAUCAACAGGAUGAUGAACUACCUGACCUCUCUGGAGAGCUCACUCUAA
Molecule: messenger RNA, 669 nt
Organism: Gymnogyps californianus (California condor)
Lineage: Eukaryota; Metazoa; Chordata; Aves; Accipitriformes; Cathartidae
Gene: IL12A
Product: interleukin 12A
Exons: 5
Coding region: 1-669 (222 amino acids)
Biological process (GO): immune response
Cellular component (GO): extracellular region
Molecular function (GO): interleukin-12 receptor binding; growth factor activity
Source: RefSeq, a predicted model, not a curated record